This is a messenger RNA of Phacochoerus africanus (Common warthog), 2650 nucleotides long. RefSeq names its product protein S (gene PROS1). Gene Ontology annotation, cellular component: extracellular region. The record is from RefSeq and is a predicted model, not a curated record. The transcript is spliced from 15 exons. Bases 307 to 2334 code for a protein of 675 amino acids. Gene Ontology annotation, molecular function: calcium ion binding. NCBI's taxonomy places the organism in Eukaryota, Metazoa, Chordata, Mammalia, Artiodactyla, Suidae.
ACGUUUGGACAGUGUUUACUAGGCCUCCAGCACUCUCCCUGAGCCCUGCCCCCAGCUCUGAAAAGAAAAGCUUCCUGGAAAAGUCCUUGUUAUCACUUCCCACGUCGGGCUGGGGGCUGGGAGCUGGGAGCGGGCGGUCCCCUCCGCCCCCAGCUCGGCAGCUCCGCGGGCUCGUAAGCUCGCAGGCGCCGCUGCGCCGCAGUCUUCAGAGAGCGGCGCCCGGGUCGCAGCUACGGGGCGCGCCGAGCGCAAGGGUCCCCACAGAGACGCGCCACCGUUGCCGCCUGCGCCUCCGCCCGCUUCGCCAUGAGGGUCCUGGGUGGGCGCUGCGGGGCACUGCUGGCGUGCCUCGCCCUAGCGCUUCCCGUCUUGGAGGCGAACUUUUUGUCAAAGCAACAUGCUUCACAGGUCCUGAUUAGGAAACGCAGAGCAAAUUCUAUGCUUGAAGAAAGGAAACAAGGUAAUCUUGAAAGAGAAUGCAUCGAAGAACUGUGCAGUAAAGAAGAAGCUAGGGAGGUCUUUGAAAAUGACCCUGAAACGGAAUAUUUUUAUCCAGCGUAUUUAGCUUGUCUUGGCUCUUUCCGUGCUGGAUUAUUUACUGCUGCCCGGCUGUCAACUAAUGCUUACCCUGACCUAAGGAGUUGUGUCAAUGCCAUUCCAGAUCAGUGUAAUCCUCUGCCAUGCAAUGAAGAUGGAUAUUUGACCUGCAAAGAUGGCCAAGCUAUGUUCACUUGCAUUUGUAAAUCAGGUUGGGAAGGAGAGAAGUGUGAAUUGGAUAUAAAUGAAUGCAAAGAUCCUGCAAAUAUAAAUGGAGGUUGCAGCCAGAUUUGUGAUAAUACACCUGGAAGUUACCACUGUUCCUGUAAAAGUGGUUUUAUUAUGCUUUCAAAUAAAAAGGACUGCAAAGAUGUGGAUGAAUGCUCUGUGAAGCCAAGCAUUUGUGGCACAGCUGUGUGCAAGAACAUCCCAGGAGGCUUUGAAUGCGAAUGCCCUGAAGGCUACAGAUACAAUCCCACAUUAAAGUAUUGUGAAGAUGUGGAUGAAUGCUCUGAGAACAUGUGUGCUCAACUUUGUGUAAAUUACCCUGGAGGUUACUCUUGUUACUGUGAUGGGAAGAAAGGAUUCAAACUUGCCCAAGAUCAGAAGAGUUGUGAGGCUGUUCCAGUGUGCCUUCCUUUGAACCUUGACAAAAAUUAUGAAUUGCUUUACUUGGCAGAGCAGUUUGUAGGGGUUGUUUUGUAUUUAAAAUUUCGUUUGCCAGAAAUCACCAGAUUUUCAGCUGAAUUUGAUUUCCGGACAUAUGAUUCGGAAGGUGUUAUCCUGUAUGCAGAAUCUUCUGAUCAUUCAGCUUGGUUCCUGAUUGCACUUCGUGAUGGAAAGAUUGAAAUUCAGUUUAAGAAUGAACAUACAACCAAAAUCACAACUGGAGGCAAAGUUAUUAAUGAUGGUCUAUGGAAUAUGGUCUCUGUGGAAGAAUUAGAGCAGAGUAUUAGUGUAAAAAUAGCUAAAGAAGCUGUAAUGAAUAUAAAUAAACCUGAAAGCCUUUUUAAGCCUACCAAUGGGUUUCUAGAAACCAAAGUAUACUUUGCGGGACUACCUCGGAAAGUGGAGAAUGCACUUAUUAAACCGAUUAACCCUCGUCUAGAUGGAUGUAUUCGAGGCUGGAAUUUGAUGAAUCAAGGAGCUUCAGGAGUGAAGGAAAUCAUUCAAGAAAAACAAAAUAAGCAUUGUCUUGUCACUGUGGAGAAGGGUUCCUACUAUCCUGGUUCUGGAGUUGCUCAAUUUAGCAUAGAUUAUAAGAAUGCAUCCAGUGCUGGGGCUUGGCAAGUAAAUGUGUCCUUGAAUAUUCGCCCAUCAGCAGGCACUGGUGUUAUGUUGGCCUUGGUUUCUGGUAACACAGUGCCUUUUGCCUUGUCCUUGGUGGACUCUGCCACUGAAAAGCUUCAGGAUAUCGUGGUAUCUGUUGAAAAUGUGGAAAUAGCUCGAAUAAAGGCCUUAAGUCUGUGUUCCAGUCUACAAUCCCUUCUGGAAAUGAGAGUCAGUGUAAACAGUUUGGAGCUAUUGACUCAAUUUGAAAAACGUAGGAUCUCCUCUGAAGACUAUCAGGGACAAUUUGCCAUCUUGGAUAAAGCAAUGGAAGGAACAGUGGCCACUUACCUGGGUGGCCUUCCAGAUGUUCCAUUCAGUGCCACACCAGUGAAUGCCUUUUAUAAUGGCUGCAUGGACGUGAUCAUUAACGGUGUACCGUUGGAUCUGGAUGAAGCCAUUGCUAAACAUAACGAUAUUAGAGCUCAUUCAUGUCCAUCGGUUUGGAAAAACACAAGGAAUACUUAAGGCAUCUUUUCUCUGCUGAUAUCUUUUUCCUGUGUAUAAUUAUACUUAUGUUUCAAUACUAGUUGAAGGGUUCAACUUGUGAUGUGCAGACCUUGAUUAUUUUGUGGUAUUUUAACCUUUCUGGAAUUUUAAAAAGGUCCUUUUUCAAGAAAACAGGGUUCUUUUGUGAUAUAAAUCACAUUGAAAAAUUCUUAUCUCUGUUGCUGUUUAGAAAUUAAAUAAUGAAACAAAAAAUUUUAAUUUGAAUGUUUUGCUACAAAUGGCAUUUCUUCAUUUUUAUGUUUGUAAAAGUAAAAUGUAAUUUUAUCAUCAUGAA